Trichoderma virens Gv29-8 is the source of this 1050-nucleotide messenger RNA. RefSeq lists its product as uncharacterized. The transcript has 2 exons. Bases 1 to 1050 code for a protein of 349 amino acids. The record is from RefSeq and is a predicted model, not a curated record. Gene Ontology annotation, molecular function: oxidoreductase activity, acting on the CH-OH group of donors, NAD or NADP as acceptor. Lineage: Eukaryota; Fungi; Ascomycota; Sordariomycetes; Hypocreales; Hypocreaceae.
AUGUCCAUCUCCCUUGUCACUGGCGGCACAGGCUACAUCGGUCUCUAUGUUGUGAAGGAGCUUCUCGAGCACGGCCACAUAGUGCACACAACAGUACGGAGCCUAAGGAACCAGCACAAGUGCAAGCCCCUACUGGACCUGCAGGCCGCCCAUCCAGGCAAACUCCGCCUAUUCGAAGCAGAUCUGCUUGUCCAAGGCUCCUUCAAAGAGGCUAUGCAUAACUGUGAUACUGUCUAUCAUAUUGCCUCGCCGUUCAUCUUGCCACAACAGACCAAAAAUGGGAUGAAGGAAAUUGUUGAGCCAGCCCUUAAGGGAACCCAGAACGUCCUUGACGAAGUCAAUGAGACACAGUCUGUUCGACGCGUCGUUCUCACAUCUUCCCUCGUGUCUAUGUAUUGCGACAGUUCCGAAGUCUAUGCCCUCCCCGAGCACACUCUGACUGAAUCCGUUUGGAACACAACCGCCUCACCAACAUAUAAUCCCUAUGCCUACUCCAAAGCAGAGUCAGAGCGGCUGGCCUGGCGUGUCACCAGCGCUCAGUCCCAACCCCGCUGGGAUCUCGUCGCCAUCUGCCCAGGUCUCGUGCUCGGCCCUCCCCUAUCAAGCGGCUCUGACUCUGGAUCUUUGCGCAUGCUCGAGCACAUGUAUGAGGGCUCCGACCGGUAUGGCAUCCCAAACUACUCAUAUUCGAUUGUCGACGUACGCGACUUGGCAGUUGCGCACGUUGCGGCGGGCGAGAAGACUGAGGCGAACGGGAGAUACAUUGUAUCUCACGCGAAGUCAACAAGCAUGCUCGCUAUGGCCGAGCUGGUGCGCCCGUUCCACAAGCAGGCGAGGUUAUUACCGGCGAGAGCGAUGCCCAAGUUGCUGGUCUAUUUGGCGGCACCGUUCCUGAAUAUGUCCAAGCGAUGGGCGGAUGGGAAUCUGGGGAUUGACUUCGACUUAGAAAAUAGGAGGAGCAAAGAGGAAUUAUGUGUUGUGUAUCGGCCGUUGGAGGAGACAUUUAGAGACCAUUACGCAUCUUAUCUUGCUCGGCAGGAUGUGCACUAG